This is a messenger RNA of Seminavis robusta, 2451 nucleotides long. The record is from the annotation of a GenBank genome assembly. NCBI's taxonomy places the organism in Eukaryota, Bacillariophyta, Bacillariophyceae, Naviculales, Naviculaceae.
AUGACGAAGGAAGAGUUUGAGAAGAAGGACGAUGAUCUGAUGAAGAUUGUACAAUCUCGGAUCAUACAACGCGACGAGGAGAAGCAGCAAGAUGUUGAUCUGAUGGACAUUGUACGGUCUCGCGCAACAAGGGACGAGAAGGUCAUUCUUGAGGACAUGGGGACUGGUGGGUUCGGAACCGAUGACCAAACGGAUCUCGAGAAGGGCGGGAUCCAAAAGGGGAUGAUGAGUACCGGAGAUACUAGUACUGCUUCCGCGUCGAACAACGCUGAGCUCGAGCAAAAACUGGAUGCUGUCGAAAAAGUUCUGGCGAGCCCUACCAGUGCUAGUAUCAGCCAGGAAGCAACGGCAAAGGCGUGCAAUGAGAAAUCUUCCAACGAGAAAUCUUCCAAUGAGAAAUCUGCCGGUGACGUUCAUCCCAAGGCUUUAGCUUCAGAACAGGAAUUCCCCGCAAGUCACAACAACACUCCUGCUCCUGGGUCUCUUUCCAGACAACAUAAUGUGGUGUGCUCAGAACCAGGUGCCUAUGCUCUUGCAACUGGGGUCGCAUUUCAACCGCAGGAAGUUCGUCCAGAGCCCGACAGCAGUUCAGGUUCAUCAGGUGCAAAUAAUAAUGAAAGUCAAGCUCUCGAUCUAGAAGCAAGGCCAGUGGAAGAGGACCAGGUUCUGGAUUUGGUGGUUGAGGAAGUAGACCAAGCGGAGUUAGAGAGAAAACGAUCUGAAAUCAAAGAGAAGAGAAAGAAGGAGCUCUUGCAUUACGGGUGUCUGGGAUUGAUUCUCUUGGCCGGUUUGAUAGCCAUUGUCCUUGCUGUGGCUUUGGGAAACAAGGAUGACUCAACUGUUUCAGUUUCGUCCAAGGAUAUCAAGGGGAACUGGCUACUCUAUGACGAAUCGGAGUGCUAUUGGUUUAGCAGCCUAUUUGGUUUCUUCAACGAAGAUGGCAUCUACGAGUUGGACGCAAAUUCGAUUGCGUCUACACCGUUGUCCUCAGAAGGCAUCGGGCCACCCUGCAAUGAGGAUGACAGAUUCCAGACUCUGGCUUUGCGGGGAUUGGAGCUGAACUUGUCAAAGCCAGUGAUCCCUCCUGAAAUUGAACUCUUGACAUCUCUGUCUGCUCUUUCUCUACAACAGAACAACAUUAAUGCUUCCAUCAAGGAUUUGUUACCCCCAGGAAUCUUUCAACUGGGUUACAUCUCAUACUUUGAUGUGUUUGACAACCGCUUGACAGGUGGAGUGCCCACAGAGUUUGGACUGAUGACCAGUGCCAACCACUUGGACCUUGGCCUCAACGCCUUGGGAGGGAAAAUUCCUAGUGAGCUUGGUGCCCUCACGAGCAUGACUGAGCUCCACCUCUACGACAAUGGUUUAACAGGUUCCAUCCCCACAGAGUAUGGCCUGAUGACCAACAUGGUCGAGGCGACACUUCACCGCAAUACCCUAACCGGACCUUUGCCCUCAGAGCUUGGCAACAUGGCUAAUGUGGCACGUUUCUAUCUUGAUACCAAUGAGUUGACCGGGUCCCUUCCAUCAGAAUUCGGACUCAUGAAUGCGAUGGCUGACUUCUCCCUGGUGGACAAUUCAUUGUGGGGGUCACUCCCCAGUGAGAUUGCUUUGAUGCCCAACCUCCAGCUAUUGAAACUGAACAACAACACAUUUUCUGGCAGCAUUCCAAGUGAGUUGCAACUCUUGGUGUCCAAUGGUUCUUUAGGGCUGUUGUCGAUUGAAAACAGUGGCAUCACAGGGGUGGUUUCAGAGGGAUUAUGCGCCUUGGGCCAAAGUUUCCUUAGCUUUGACUGUGGUACCGAGCUCUGUGGAUGCUGUUGGUGUCCUUGCCCUGGCGAGGUCAACACCACUGAGUGCAGCACAGAUUUGAGUCUCAACCCGUUGCUUGCAAAAAAUGAGUGGCCAGGACAAUUCCCCUCUGCACUCAACAGCUCGAACGUGGUCACAAUCAACAUCUUCACGGAUGGCUGGCCGUCAGAAACCUCCUGGACAUGGAGUCUGCUUGAUCAGUCAGGUGAAUGGCAGACACUGGAUUCACAGAACCCUCCGAAUGCCAGCAGCCUUCACAGCCCCACAAAGGAAGUCAAAUCAGAUAGUCUGUACCGCCUCAGGCUAUUUGACAGUUACGGAGAUGGGAUUUGUUGUAGCUGGGGCUUUGGAUGGUUCUCCGUCACUAACUCAACUCCAUCCGAAGGUCAUGCUGAUGGGACUGUUGUUUGGACUGCUGUUGGUGAUGCAUUGGACGGCGGCAGUGGUGCAUUAAGUUUUAUUGAGGAAGGCACAUCAUUGGAUGUAUUUCUUUGGGUUGAUUUAGAUGGAAAUGUACAGCACGUGGAGUACCUUCCAGAUCAGGGUUUUUUCUUGGCAGGCACAGAGGGGGAAGUGGCAGUGGCGGCCUACCAUAAUGCUAGUGGUUCUGAAAUGCCCAAUGAGUCAGGAGAGCCUUGA